Naegleria gruberi is the source of this 1316-nucleotide messenger RNA. RefSeq lists its product as uncharacterized. Lineage: Eukaryota; Heterolobosea; Eutetramitea; Acrasida; Naegleriidae. Bases 264 to 1298 code for a protein of 344 amino acids. The record is from RefSeq and is a predicted model, not a curated record. The transcript has a single exon.
GAGCAAUUAUUAAGAGUGAAUACAUUCCUCAACAGUUCUUCUACCCAACAAUAACAACCCGGAUACAAGCCUUCUGCCAGAACACAAGCAGCACUUUUUGCUAUUAUCCACCGCUUUAAUUGAUACCAUUUCUUCAAUUGUUAUUGUUAGUUGUAUCAAGAUAUCAUUCAUAUUUGUAUAUUUACCAACCUAGCAUUUCCUCCAAAAGUCUAACCUCACAAAUUUACAUUAACAAAACAAACUAAACUACUCUCUCAAUCAGUAUGCCAGCCGCAACUCACAUUAAAUUCUUUGAAUACAAACCAAGUGGAAAGGACAAAAAACUGCAAAAGACACAAACAGGAUGUCACUCAACCUUUCCAAUUCAUUUAAUAAGGGAUGUGAAUCAAGCUACAAUUCAAAACAGAGAUCAACACAGAGGUUCUCCACUGAAUACAAGCCACUCUAAUGCAUCAUCCAGCUCUAGCACUUCAAAUAAGUCUUCAACGAAAACAGUGAAUGCUCAUAACCAGAAAUCUAUUCCACCAUCAAUACAACAACCACCAGUAGUGCAACCACUAGUUAAACCACAACAAGCAACAAAACCCCAUUCAACGCAACCAUACACUCCUGUUUAUCAAGUAACAAAACCACUCUCUCCACAUGCAUGUAUUUCAACCACAACAACCGUACAACCAACCCAAUACUAUGCCCAAACACUUCCUUCAAUCCCUCAUGCCUACCUUAAAACUGUUAUACAUCCUAUUGCAGCUCCUGCCCUUACAUCUCUUCCACCCCAACCUGCUCAACAUUAUGUCGUUCAUUACCACCCUCAUCAAUCCUACCUUCAUUCUCGCAGCAGUAACGUUCAAAAUUCAUAUCCAAUUCGUAUUUCACACGGAAUCUCGAAAACUCACAAAAUGACACACCCUGUAAGACAAAUUUGGCCAUCACAACCAUUGAGUGAAAAAUUCUACGAUCUCCCUCAAGAUAAGGCGCGACAUGCUAACCUUAUUUGGGGAAAUGCAUCUUCAACAGAUUUGAAGCAAACUUCAAGUCCACUGAAAGCAACAAUAUCAACUCAGAAUGCUGUUAGUAAGGAACAUUAUAUAAAUGAACCUCCUUCCCCUCCUACAGUCGAGCAUUACUCGCCCUAUCCAAGUAAGAUUUCCAGCAGUGAAAUAGUAUAUCCAGGUUCAACACCAACCAAUCAUUUAAAUGUUGGAUCUCAAACUCUUCCUUCAAUUGCAGAUCUUUUUGGAACAUCUCAAUCGAAAACAUUUAGAAAGGCAGUAUCAAUAUCAGAUAUACUACACUAACAAAAAAAAUAAAAUUUU